This is a messenger RNA of Cylas formicarius (sweet potato weevil), 2868 nucleotides long. RefSeq names its product BTB/POZ domain-containing protein 1-like. Gene Ontology annotation, cellular component: cytosol; P-body. Gene Ontology annotation, biological process: neurogenesis. The coding region runs from base 97 to 1593 and encodes 498 amino acids. The record is from RefSeq and is a predicted model, not a curated record. Gene Ontology annotation, molecular function: protein binding. The transcript is spliced from 7 exons. Lineage: Eukaryota; Metazoa; Arthropoda; Insecta; Coleoptera; Brentidae.
GAAGAACCUAUUUUCUCAAGCUUGCCAGUAACAAUAAAAAUAAAAAUUUGGAUAUCUAACAAUUUUAUAUUUAAAGCGUUACGGUCAGAUUGGAUUAUGAGUGCAGCACCAGCUCCAUGUGACUGGCAAACCACACGUAAACUGGUGAAGGACAGAGGACAAUAUUUAUUGGAAAGUGGAAUAUGGAGCGAUUGUCGAUUUAUUGUGGGGGCAGAACCUAAUCAACAAGUUCUCCAGGGGCACAAACUAUUUCUAGCUAUGGCUAGUCCAGUGUUUGAAGCCAUGUUCUUUGGUGGAAUGGCAGAAAAAGAUCCUAUAGCAAUCCUAGAUGUUCAACCAGAUGCAUUUCGAGCCCUCUUGGAAUACAUUUAUACCGACAAAAUUAAUCUUACAUCUUUUGAUCAAGCGUGUGAACUUUGCUAUGGAGCAAAAAAAUAUAUGUUGCCACAUUUGGUUGAUGCUUGCACUAGGUACUUAUGGUCUGAUCUGUAUCCAAAAAAUGCAUGUAGAGCUUAUGAAUUUGCCAGAUUGUUUGAUGCGCCAGAUCUCAUGGCUAAAUGUAUAACAAUUAUAUGUGAACAGACACAAGAUGUGCUUUCAGAGAGUAGUUUUGAGGAAGUGGAACUUAAUACUAUCUUAACUGUAUUUGAUCAGGACGUGUUAAAUAUAAGCUCAGAACUUGAGUUAUUCUCAGCAAUAGCUCGUUAUGCUGCAAGAAUUAAAUACCCUAGAGUGGAUGAUUCAAUCGGUCAUGCAUCUGUUGAAACUAACAAUCCAACUCGUCCAACAUUACAAGAUGCAAUAAAAAAAAUCAGAUUUUUAACAUUAACUCCUCAGCAGUUUGCAGAGGGACCGGGAAAAUCUACUUUAUUAUCCGAAUCUGAAAAGUUUGCUAUUUUAAUGAAUAUCUGCUCACCAAGUGCAGCAGUUCCAUAUCCAGAGGGAUUUUCAAAACAGACAGAACCUCGUAAGAAGAAACCAUCAGAAUCUUCAAAUUGGGAAAUGCCACCAAUGGAUACUUCAAGAACGUCAAUGAUAAAAUUUAAUACCUCUAACAUCGAAAGCAAUAACGAAACCCCAAAAAAGAUGAUAUGCAAUCGUCUGUUACUGGGAACCACGGAAUGCAUGAACACAAGCGUACUAGAUUGCGCGCUCACGUUUACAUGUGAUAAAAACGUUUGCGUUUAUGGAAUUCAGGUCCCUGCACAAGUUCCUUUGGAGGAGGAUCAUCAACCACAAUAUAUUUAUCCAGAACUAUUGUACGCACAUCUAUUAGAUGCCGAAGGCAGCAGGUUGACUUAUACUCACUUUACCAGCAGAGUGAAUUAUCGAUCGCUGAUCGAAAUUUCAUUUAAUCGACCAGUCUACAUUCAAAGAAAUAAGGUGUAUAAGGUAGGAGUUGUUUUGAACAAGAUCGGAUUUUACCCCAUUGGAACAUAUUCCAGUCAGACCAUGUGUAACGGAGUCACUUUUACAUUUUCGCCAGGCCAAGGAUUUGAUUCUAUUCGAGAUGGUCUGAUCCGCUCGAUUAUUUUCUCAAUGCCAUCCAAUAACGGCAAUAUGAACAAUCCGGGCAUGUCGGGUAUUAUGUAAUUGUCUAGGAUUUGUUGCAUAUGUGUUGUAUCAUUGUUCUUUGAACUAUGAUGAUAAUUUAGCGUUAAUGUCUGAGUUAAAACUGUUUGCAUAUUUGAAACAGAUAAGUAAAAUUUGUGGACUCCUUUUAUACAUCUUGAAAAUGGUGAAUUGAAAAAAGCUUAUAAUCUAUAAAGGCCUAAUAUAAUAAAGUAUUAUAGAAGUUUUUUAAUUUUUGUGUUUAGUGCUCGGCAUGUUCCAAAACUUUAAAGGAGGCGUUUAUCAAACUUUUUGCAUAAUAUACUAUUAAAUAAAUAUUCAAUAUUGACAAAAAUGAGUAUUUAUACAAGGAAUACAAUUCACAAAUUUUAAUUACUUACCUUUUUUAUCUGUGCAGCAGUGUAAUUUAAUUUAUUGUAAAUACAUAGUCUUUGUUAAAAAAAGUAUAUUUUAUUUAGAAUUUUGUUAUUUAUUUUGUUCCCUUAGUCCCAAUUAUUAUUAUUAUUAUUAUUGUUUCUGUGGAACUAAAUCAUUGGGUGUGUUUAGUUAUAUGUCAAUAAAAAAAAUGCCUGGUGUUAAAAGAUAUAUUUCGUAGUACUAUUAAAUUUUAAUUUUCAGUUUGUAGGACCUGGCAAUUUAUCUGUGCAGAUAAUUUACUCACUAAUUUUAAUGUUAAUAAAAAGUGGUGUGGCCCCUCAGUUUCUUAAUUCUAAUUGCCAAAUUGUGGAUAUAAACUAUGCAUAAAUAUUUAUCAUUCCAAUUUAGCAAAUAAAAAUAGAACUUUUUGUAACUUUGAUUAUUCUUGUAUUUAAUUCAUGUGAACAAAUAAUAUUUUAAAAAAUACUACAAAUAAACCCACUUAACCAGUAAAAGUUGUAGUCAUGGUACUACUAUAUCGAUCGCUUUGCAUUAUUCAGAUUUAUUUCUUAAAAGUGAUUGAAAAAGUGUAAUGAUGCCUUACUUGCAAUAACCAGGGAAAAUAUGCUACAUUUUAUUUAAAUUAUUUAAAUUGGAUUGGAAUUGAUCCUAGUCAUUUUACGAAAAAUAUUAGGGAAAAAGGAAUCACGCUUAAUUUUAAAUGAUUCAGAUAAUGCAUUUUAUAAUUUACAUUUCUUUUUAACGUAAAAUUAUAAUAAAUAUCACUGACAAACGUGGAUAUGCAUGUAUAAAUGUAUGUAUAAAUAUCUCUCGUUCCGUUUUAGCAAAUAAAAAUAGAACUUUUUGUACCUUGAAUUAUUUUUGUAUUUAAUUCAUGUGAACAAAUAAUGUUUUAAAAAAUACUAAAAAUAAACUCAA